Ahaetulla prasina is the source of this 1886-nucleotide messenger RNA. RefSeq names its product protein kinase, membrane associated tyrosine/threonine 1 (gene PKMYT1). Gene Ontology annotation, biological process: protein phosphorylation. Lineage: Eukaryota; Metazoa; Chordata; Lepidosauria; Squamata; Colubridae. The coding region runs from base 179 to 1885 and encodes 568 amino acids. The record is from RefSeq and is a predicted model, not a curated record. Gene Ontology annotation, molecular function: ATP binding; protein kinase activity. The transcript has 8 exons.
UCUCCGAAGCUUGGCGCGCUCCUGAGAGGAGGGAGAGGAGGAGGAGGAGGAGGAGGUGGGGGGCACUGAGGAAAAAAAAAACCCGGGAUUGCUGAGUCUGGGAGCUCACGGAGAAUCCGAACUUUUCUUCUUUCGCGACUCCGAGGGGAUUGGGACGGAGGAAGAGUUUAAGAGAGACAUGCCGGUAGCUCUUGACUGUUCAGGUGCUGAGUCUCAAUUGAGCCAUAUUCCUCUGCCAGUGCCUGCCUUCUUCAAGGAAGCAGAAUGCAGUUUUUCCGUCAAAAAGACCCGCCAACCACUCAGCUAUACCCUUCCUCCACGGCCACGCCACAAGAGCACAUUAACUGUGAGCCGAAUUUUCUCUGACCGCCGUGUGCAGCCUUGGACCAAGCUCCAGCCACGUAGUGUUUCCUUCCAUGGCUUGAACAAGCAGGAAUCACCUCUACCUAGUCAUCUGUAUGAUGCCUCUAAAAAAGAGUUGUUUUUCAGGCAAUGUUUUCAGAAACUCAGCUGUUUGGGACGAGGAUCUUUUGGGGAAGUAUAUAAGGUACGGUCUCGUGAAGAUGGUCAGUUGUAUGCAGUGAAGCGUUCUGUGGAGCCUUUCCGGGGUGAGGGUGACAGGCAACGCAAAUUGGCUGAGGUGCGCAAGCAUGAGCGUGUGGGGCAUCAUCCCAACUGUGUGAGCUUUGUACAGGCUUGGGAGGAGCGUGGUCAACUCUACAUCCAGACAGAGUUAUGCCCAGGCACCCUGUUGCAGUACUGUGAGGAAUAUGGCCCUCUGUCCGAAUGGCAAGUUCAGACCUUUCUGUGGGAUAUGCUUCAAGGACUGCGCCAUUUACAUGGUCGCAACCUUCUACACAUGGAUAUCAAGCCAGCUAACAUCUUUCUAUCAUCUACCAAUGUCUGCAAGUUGGGUGACUUUGGCCUAAUGCUGGAGCUGGACUCGGGGGAUCUGAAAGAUGCUCAAGAAGGGGAUCCACGCUACAUGGCCCCAGAACUGCUCCGUGGAGAAUAUACCAAGGCUGCUGAUGUCUUCAGUCUUGGCAUAACUAUCCUAGAAAUUGCCUGUAAUAUGGAGCUCCCCAAUGGAGGUAAAGGCUGGCAGCAACUUCGACAGGGUUAUUUGCCCCCAGAAUUCACUGCAGGUCUCUCGGUUGAGCUGCAAAAACUUCUAGUUGCCAUGUUGGAACCCAAUCAUCUUCUCCGGCCCUCAGUGGAGAUGUUGCUUAAUUCUAGUCUCAUGCAGAAAACAGAGAGGUGGCGAAAACUUGUGUUGUUAGCACACUCUGGAAUCCAGCAGGGUGUCUCUGUGUAUAAGACUCUCCUCAGGUUCAUGCAAUGGCUUUGGGGAGCUCUGUGUGGUCCAGCUCAAUGGUUGCUCUUUUGGCAUAAGACUGUUCCAGUCACACCACCACAUUCACCCUUUCUUCUUCCCCUUGAAAACAGCAAUCUCUCCAGUGACUGGGGUGAAGAAGAGGAUAUACUUGAGCUUUCAGAGAUAAGUAACCGACAUAAUCACACUUGCCCUGUGGAGCUGCAAUCCUUGGAUAAACAACCUGGUUCCCCUCUGCUUACCAUAUGCCCAUGUGCAGGCAGCACCUCCACACCACAGCAUCCCUCACCCCAACAGACUGGUUGCAGGAAAAGCAGGUCUUUUACACUCCAGGGAAGUCCCAACCUUAGCUGCAUUAGUCUGAACUCCCCAUGCAGCAGCCCCACUUCAUCAAACAUGUUACCUGCAAAUACAUUACAGCACACACCGACUUAUGAUGAAACAGAAGAUGAAUGGGAAUCGGUUUUACCUCAGAGCUCCACUUUUGAGCCAAAAAAUUUGCUAAGCUUAUUUGAGGAUUAUCUGGCAACUAAAGAAAAAUGUCAGAGCUGAU